GAGUGGAGGAGACUCCUAGCUAAUGUCCGAGCAGACUGCGCUCUGAGGAGAGAAAGAGAGCUAUAUACAGCUGGAAUUAGAACAUAUGUUCGUCUGGUUCUGGGACUAGAAUCCGGGAUCUUUGGAAACUAGAUCGAAAACUUACUUGGUGGAUAUCUGGACCCAAGGUUCUGUAGAGAUGUUACAUCUCAGGCACCUGCUCUGGCUGAUGUUUCUUUGUCCUGUUUUUGCUGAAAAAGAUCCAUCAUGGAGGAUGACGGUAGAGAAAGCUGCCCCCGCUAGUGGCUCUCUGGCUGGCAGGGUGGUGCUACCAUGCCACUACUCCAUCACCCCCACCUCCUCAAACACCCCCACCACACACACCCCUACACUCACCCACAUCCACACCCCUAACACCCAGGGCCCAGAGGACCAGCUGAGGAUCAAGUGGAGCAAGCUGGAGGGAGAUGGGGAGCGUGUGGUGUUGGUGGCCCAGGGAGGAGUGAUCAAGGUGGGGCAGGAGUACAAGGGAAGGGUGUCUGUGCCCAGCCACCCCCAGGCAGUAGGGGAUGCCUCGCUGAUCGUUGUCCGCCUGAGGGCUAGCGACGCUGGGCUGUAUCGCUGCGAGGUCAUGCAUGGGAUGGAGGACACCCAGGAUACUGUUCAUCUCAAUGUCAGUGGUGUGGUGUUUCACUACAGGUCUAGAUCUAGUCGUUACACCUUGUCCUUCCCUGGGGCCAUUGAAGCGUGUUUCGCUGCCGGGGCCACCAUCGCUACAGCCGAACAGCUGACCGCCGCCUUCGAGGACGGACUGGACCAGUGUGACGCCGGCUGGAUAGCUGACCAGACCGUCAGAUACCCAAUCAUGAAGCCCCGUCCUGGUUGCAUGGGCGAUAUGAAGCACAGACCUGGGAUCAGGACGUAUGGGCUCAGAGACCCUAAAGAGACCUACGACGUCUACUGCUAUGCAGACAAACUACACGGUGAGGUGUUCUAUGCUCCUAUCAGCUACAAGCUGACCCUUCGCCAGGCCAAGCAUGAGUGUGAGAGGCAGGGGGCGGUGCUCGCCUCCCCUGGUAACCUGUUCGCCGCGUGGCGUGGAGGACUGGAUCGCUGUGACUACGGCUGGCUGUCAGACGGCAGUGCCCGCUACCCCAUCUCCGUCCCCAGGCCCCAGUGUGGAGGAGGGCUGCUGGGGGUCCGGACCCUGUACCGAUUCCCUGACCAGACAGGCUUCCCCAACCCUAUUGACAGACAUGGAGCUUUCUGUUUCAAGGCUCUGCAGCAGUGCACUGUGAAUGUGUGUCUGAACGAAGCAUCUUGCUACCAGAGAGGCAACGCCAGCAUCUGUGUGUGUGCACAUGGAUACACCGGACAGCGCUGCGAGACAGAUGUUGAUGAGUGCCAGUCCAACCCAUGUCGUAAUGGAGCCACCUGUAUGGACGGAGUCAACUCCUUCAGCUGUGUGUGUCUGCCCAGCUAUGCAGGACAGCUCUGUGAACAAGACACAGAGGUGUGUGAGUAUGGCUGGCAGAAGUUCGAGAGCCAUUGUUAUAAGUACAUCACCCACCGUCGGACCUGGGACGCCGCCGAGAGAGAGUGUCGUGUCCAAGGAGCCCACCUAGCCAGUGUCCUGUCACAGGAGGAGCAGCUGUAUGUCAACCGUCUGGGCCAUGACUACCAGUGGAUCGGUCUGAACGACAAGAUGUAUGAGAGAGACUUCCGCUGGACAGACGGCAGCAUCAUGCAAUAUGAGCACUGGCGUCCCAACCAGCCAGACAGUUUCUUCCAGUCUGGUGAGGACUGUGUGGUGAUGAUCUGGCACGAGGGAGGACAGUGGAACGAUGUACCCUGCAACUACCACCUCACAUUCACCUGCAAGAAGGGCACAGUCUCUUGCAGCCAGCCCCCAGUAGUGAAGGAUGCCUGUGUGUUUGGUUCUAUGAAGCCUCGUUAUGAGAUCAACACUCUGGUUCGUUACCACUGUAAAAACGGCUUCAUACAGAGACAUGUCCCCACCAUCCGCUGCCGUGACAACGGCCAAUGGGACAGCCCAAAGAUCACCUGCAUGAGCCCCGCUACCUACCAGAAGUCUUUCGUUUCUAGGCAACGUACCGGAAAUCACAAUCAUAACCAGAAUCAGUACAAUCACAACAAUCAAAACCAGCACCAAUACAACUAUCAAAACCACCAAUACAACUAUCAAAACCAACAAUAUAACAAUCAAAACAAUCAAGACCAACAGAAGAACUACAACCAGAAACGUCAGGGCAGCCGUAACCAGCAGCAACAGAGCCAGAGAGAGAGGAGACAUCAACACUAAUCUGAUCUCUGGUCAGUCCUUAAAAGCACAGAUAAUGUUGCAAAAUUCCAGUAACUUUCCCAAAAUUCCGAAUUUUUCCAGAAAUCCUGGUUCCUGCUUAUUCCCUCCCUCCUUCCAACCGGGAUUUCUGGAAUUUUGAGUAAUGUAGUAAUCCCAGACCAACUCAGAUCGAAUCCAAAGGGCUAGCUAGGGCCAGACCCAUAGACAUACAUUCAUAACUAUUUAUGAAUAUGUAUAGCUAUGGCUCUGGAUAGGGCCGUGGGGGUAUUUCACAAGGCAUAAUCAUAAUCAGCAAGCUAACUCUGAUAAAAACACUUUUCUAAUUUAUAAACAGGUUUUAUAAACAUUGUUACACAGAGUAUUGAGUCCAUUUCAAAUUCAACUAGGACAAAUUAAAGUUUCUGAAUAUUUUUUGAAGUUAGCUGGCUAACUUGAUCUUGAUCUUACUUAGUGAAAUCCACCCCAGAUCACGUCUGAUUCUUCCUACAACUGUGACACACAGUGCCUUAAUGGUUAAUACAGCAACAAUGACCAUCUCUAGAACAGGAGAGCUUGACUGUUCCUGCUCUAGAGGUACACAUCUCAAUCCAGUGCUUUCUGAAUAUUUCCACUUUACCCUGUUUCUUUUUCCUGAGAAAUAAUCCACUGAAAAGGCAUAUAAAAUAGAUAUUUGGCUCACUACUAGAAUGUCUGCCUGUGUGCUGGUGACAAGUUUGCAAUUAUUCCAGUGAAAGAGACCAUAGUUUAUUAUUUGGAAUAAUGAGCAUUCACAUAAUCACAUCAGCAAGUUAUGAAGGUUUAUAUGAAUCAUUCCAUAUUUUCUGCUCACAGAAUGUGAGAUAAAAAGUUGAUUGUUCUCAUAUAACCCCCACCCCCUUCAGAACAGCCUCAAUUCGUCGGGGUAUGGACUCUACAAGGUGUUGAAAGUGUUCCACACGGAUGCUGGCCUA
Coregonus clupeaformis (lake whitefish) is the source of this 3252-nucleotide messenger RNA. RefSeq names its product versican core protein-like. Lineage: Eukaryota; Metazoa; Chordata; Actinopteri; Salmoniformes; Salmonidae. Gene Ontology annotation, molecular function: hyaluronic acid binding; calcium ion binding. The transcript is spliced from 13 exons. Bases 179 to 2302 code for a protein of 707 amino acids. Gene Ontology annotation, biological process: cell adhesion. The record is from RefSeq and is a predicted model, not a curated record.